Molecule: messenger RNA, 1650 nt
Organism: Eimeria acervulina
Lineage: Eukaryota; Apicomplexa; Conoidasida; Eucoccidiorida; Eimeriidae
Exons: 3
Coding region: 1-1650 (549 amino acids)
Molecular function (GO): protein binding
Source: RefSeq, a predicted model, not a curated record
AUGUUGAUGCUGCUGCUGUUGCUGCUGUUGCUGCUGCUGCAGCGACUUGAAGAGGAGACAUCGAGCCUCCGGCGUACAGUGGCUUUUCUUGAGGAGCAGCUACAGAAGCAGCAGCAGCAGCAGCAGCAACAGCAGCAGCAGCAACAGCACCGGCGGGAUGAGGGCCAAGCAGAUGGAGACACAUCCUCUGCUGCUGCUGCAGGAGGUGCAGCAGCAGCAGAAGCAAGAGUAGAAGCAGCAGCAGCAGCAGCAGCAGAAGGCGAAGAGGAGACAGAAAAGGCAGCAAAGCUACAGCGCAGUCAGGCUUCCUGCUGCUUCGAGGAAGCAGCAGAUGACCUGAUGGAGACAGAGAGACAGCAGCAGCUGCUGCAGCUGGAGGAGGCCCGUCUGCUGCUGCAGCAAAGUCAAGAACUUUUGCUGCAGCAGCAAAUUGCCUCGACUCCGCAGCAGCAGCAGCAGAAGCAGCAGCAAAGUCAGCAGCAGCAAAUGCAGCAGCAGACCCUUGUUGGUCCGCUGCAGCAGUCGGCGUUGCCGCACCAGCAGCAGCAGCAGCAGCAACAGGAGCAGCGGCAGCAACAGCAGCAGCAAGACCUGCAGCAGCAACAGAGGACCGCGCUGCAGUGCAUGCAAGAACAGCAACUGCUGCACCAAACCCCUUUGCUGCAGCAGCGGGGCGACUGCGAUCCUGAAGAACCGCAGCAACAGCAGCAGCAACAGCAGCAACAACAGCAGCAGCAGAAGCAGCAACAACAAGAACAGCAACAACAGCAGCAACAGCAGCAACCAGAAGAACAGCAAGCGAUGGAGCACAAAGAAGUGCUUACACUUCAGCAGCAGCAGCAACAACAACAGCAGCAGCUGCAGCAACAACAGCAGCAGCAGCAACAGGAGGAACAGCAGCAGCAGCAGCAGCACGAGCAGCAGGAUUUGCGUGAAGACAGUGAAAACCAGCGACUGAAUUGCUGCUAUGAGGUGUACGUACACCGUAAGUGCCGCAGCAGCACGUAUGGGGAGGAGAGACAGUUUGCUGCAGCAGCAGCAGCAGCAGCAGCAGCAGCAGCAGCAGCAGCAGCUCCAUUGCCUGUGUGCGCAUGCGAUGGGGGUUGUGCGGGAGGAGAAAGGAGACAGAAGAAGCAACGGAGACAAAAAGAGACAGAGAAGCAUCAUGUUGCUUUUGCUGCUGUCUCUAAUGCACACAAACAACCCAUAGAAAGACUCUGCUUCCUACAGCAGCAGCAGCAGGAGCAGCAGCAGCAACAGCAGCAGCUGCUGCUCGUUAGUGCAUGCAGCAAUACCCUCAAAGUGUGGGAUGCGCAGCAAAUGAAAUGCCUGUGGAGAUACACCCCAAAGUCUAAUGCUGCAGCAGCAACAGCAGCAACAGCAGCAGCAACAGCAGCAACAGCAGCAGCAACAGCAGCAACAGCAGCAGCAACAGCAGCAGAUGCAUGCAGACGCCCCACAUUCUGGGGCCUUGCUUCUGCUGCCGGAGGAUCUCUACUCGUUGCAUGCAUAGACAACACCAUUCAGGGAUUUGAUCUUAGAGGUGCAGCAGCAGCAGCAGCAGCAGGAAUAGCAGCAACAGCAGCAGCAGCAGCAAUAGCAGCAACAGCAGUAGCAGCAACAGCAGCAGCAGUAGCAACAUGCAGUUAG